Messenger RNA from Carassius gibelio (silver crucian carp), 3800 nucleotides. RefSeq names its product serine/threonine kinase 38b (gene stk38b). Gene Ontology annotation, molecular function: ATP binding; protein serine/threonine kinase activity. The transcript has 13 exons. Gene Ontology annotation, biological process: intracellular signal transduction; peptidyl-serine phosphorylation. Lineage: Eukaryota; Metazoa; Chordata; Actinopteri; Cypriniformes; Cyprinidae. Bases 443 to 1852 code for a protein of 469 amino acids. The record is from RefSeq and is a predicted model, not a curated record.
GUCUUUCUGCUGGACUCGUCAUCGCAUCAGUCUGAUAAACACAGAAGUUGCACAUAACGCUUCGUUGUAGCUGAAUAAAAUAACGCUUCAUCUCGUCAAACACGCAGCGUUUCUGUUUAUCGCUCAGCGCCAUAAAAAAGAAAAAAAAACUUGGAACAUUCUCCCGUUUUUUUCUUUUUCUUUCUCUUUUGGGAGUCGCUUCAUGUCUGUUGGCCGAGAGAACACGAGGGAAGCAUCGUGCUUUAAGAGCCCAUAGACGCUCUGGUGAACUUUACAUUAGGUUGGUGCAGCUUUUCGGUGUUUUAUUUCGUUUCAACCGUUGAGUUGGGUGGAACUCUCGCCUCUGACGUCACGCGUGUGGCCCCGCCCCCAUCAUCCCGUUCUCCAUAAUUACAUGUUCUGAACUUCGAGCUGCUUCCCCACCUGUCACUCACGGGUAACCAUGGCGACCCGAGGCCACGCCUCCAGCUCGUUAAUGAGCAACCACACCAAAGAGCGAGUGACCAUGGCCAAGGUCACGCUGGAGAACUUCUACAGCAACCUCAUAACACAACACGAGGAGAGGGAGAUGAGGCAGCAAAAACUGGAGAAGGUGAUGGAUGAGGAAGGACUUCCUGAUGAAGAGAAGCACAUGCGCCGCUCCCAACACGCUCGUAAGGAGACCGAGUUCCUGCGGCUGAAGAGAACCAGACUGGGUCUGGACGACUUCGAGUCGCUGAAGGUGAUUGGACGAGGAGCGUUUGGGGAGGUGCGUCUGGUCCAGAAGAAAGACACCGGACAUGUUUACGCCAUGAAGAUCCUUCGUAAAGCCGACAUGCUUCAGAAAGAGCAGGUGGGUCAUAUCCGGGCGGAGCGGGACAUCCUGGUUCAGGCAGACAGUCUGUGGGUGGUCAAGAUGUUCUACAGUUUUCAAGACAAACUCAACCUUUACUUACUCAUGGAGUUCCUGCCCGGAGGAGACAUGAUGACGCUGCUGAUGAAGAAGGACACACUGACCGAGGAGGAGACGCAGUUUUACGUAGCUGAGACAGUUCUGGCCAUCGACUUCAUCCAUCAGCUGGGCUUCAUCCACCGAGACAUCAAACCAGACAACCUGCUGCUGGACUCCAAGGGUCACGUUAAGCUGUCUGAUUUCGGCUUGUGUACGGGACUCAAAAAGGCACAUCGGACCGAGUUUUAUCGCAACCUGAAGCACAGCCAAUCAAACGACCUCACGUUUCAGCACAUGAACUCGAAGAGGAAAGCCGAGACGUGGAAGAGAAACCGGAGGCAGCUGGCCUUCUCCACGGUGGGAACGCCGGACUACAUCGCGCCGGAGGUCUUCAUGCAGACCGGAUACAACAAGCUCUGUGAUUGGUGGAGUCUGGGCGUCAUCAUGUACGAGAUGCUGAUUGGCUACCCUCCGUUCUGCUCGGAGACUCCUCAGGAGACGUAUAAGAAGGUGAUGAGCUGGAGGGAGACGCUGGUGUUUCCUCCCGAGGUGCCGAUCUCGGAGCGAGCGAAGGCUCUGAUCCUGCGCUUCUGCUGUGAGGCGGAUCAUCGCAUCGGAGCGGCCGGAGUCGACGACAUCAAGAGGAACGGCUUCUUCGAGGGCGUGGACUACGACCACAUCAGAGAGAGACCCGCUGCCAUCCCCAUCGAGAUCAAGAGCAUCGACGACACGUCCAACUUCGACGAGUUCCCCGAGUCUGACAUCCUGCAGCCGUCCAGUCCUGCGGUGUCGAGCAGCCAUCACCCGGAGUCAGACCUCAAGAACAAGGACUGGGUCUUCAUCAACUACACCUACAAGCGCUUCGAGGGCCUGACGGCCAGAGGAGCCAUCCCUGCCUACAUGAAGAGCGCCAAACGAUGAACCCCGAGCGAUUCUGAAGCAUUUAACCUGGAUGGAUGCAUUCAAGCAUCGUUUUAAAAGGACCAAAUCAAGCAAACACAUUAUUAAUAAAGCAUGGGACUGGGAAAUAAAUAUAUGCAUCGCUAAUCAAGAGACGAUUCAGCAUGGAUCGAUUCAGAGAUUCGCCGAAUGAAUCGCGAGUCUUUCUCGAGUCGAUUCUAAGCUUGAUUUGAACACCGCGAACAUAAACAACGCUGAUUAUGUGGCGUACUUUCCAAAAUGGCGAAACAGCAAAAAUAUAUUAAUUUGUGUUGAACGAUGGGUUCGGAACAACACGAGGGUGAGUAAUUAAUGAAAGAAUUUCCAUCUUUGGGUAAACAAACCCUUUAAAAUAGUGUUUUUAAAUUACUAAAUAAAUCAUACCAUGUAAGUACGAACUUGAGUUUGAUUGUUUUUAUUUUUUAUUAAAAACCGUUUUAAAGCAUGAAGCCACGUUAAGCGUUUUCCUCCCGCAGAAAACCGUUAUGAACGCCUUUGUAUUGUGGUUAAUAUCUGUAUGGCAGUACAUGGUAUGAUUUAUUAACAGUGUUCAUUGAGUUUGAUCAUUAAAAAAAACAGCCUCGUUAAGCGUUGUAUAAUUUCUAAUUAAGAGCCGUGUCUAAAACAUUAGCGAACAAAUCAUUAAUCAACACUUGGCUUGGUUUUCACCUUUAUAUUCUCGCCUGAAGAUCACCACAAUCUAGUUUUAGGCUCUUUUUCAAUAAACGCGUCACUUUUGUAACUUUAGCGAUUGCGAAAAUUAAACUUUUUUUUUUACUACUACAAAUAAAGGCCUAAAAAAUCAUGGUUAUUGUAAUUAAAUCAUGGAAACCACAAAUUAAUCACGGUACUGCUGCACUAACCGUAGUUUAACCGCGGUUUUGUAAUAAAACUACAGUUAUACAAAUGCUAGUCAAUACACGCACAAAAAUAUGUUUGCUACACUUUUACUAUAAUAAAACCAGGAUUAUUUUUUUUUUAUUUUGGUCACACUACCUUUCAGAGGUUAAGAUUUAUACGUUUUUUACAAUGCUGAUCUUUUGGAUCUUUAUAUUCAUCAAAUAAUCCUGUAAAAAAGGUACUCAGCUGUUUUUAAUAAUAGUAAUAAUAAUGAUAAUACUUUUUGAGCAGCAAAUCAUCAUAUUAGAGUGAUUUCAGAAGGACACUGAAGACUGGAGAAAUGAUGCUGAGAAUUCAGCGCUGCGUCAUAGAAAUAAAUUACACUUUAAUAUAUAAUCAAACACAAAGCAUUUAUUUUAAAUAGUAAAAAUAUUUCACAAUAUUAGUGUUUUUACUGUGCUUUGGAUCAAAUAAAUCCAGGUUUGGUGAGCAGAACCUGUAUUUUGUGCCUUAUAACAUCAUUUUCAGGGCUAGAAAGCCUCACGUUUGUCCAUCAGCAGAUUAUAGUUUUAUUAUGUCACGUUAUGGGUGCCGCCCUUCAUAUCCUGAGAUGUGACUGCUGCUCAUGGACUCAUGGAUCAUGUCUGGUACGAUCGGUCGAUUCCUCUCAUCAUCUGUGUUGCAUGCAAACCUUAUAUUUUAAUAGCAGUUUCUUGGAAAAAAGAGUCCCCUGUUUUCAUUUUUUUUUCUCUCAUCUUGCAUGCGGUGCAUCAUUAAAUAUUUGUAUAUUGAUAUUUAAACGUUUUUAAUUGUAUCUGCCGAGCUGUUUUUGUAAUCUUUUUUUCUUAUAAUUAAAUGCAAUAAAAAUGUUACAUGCUUUUAAAUUCACUUUUUUAAUUGCAAAAAAAGUUUUGGGGUCAAUUAAUGAAAAUAUAAAACUAGUUAUGUCUCUAUACUGGUCAAAAGUUUGGAGUAAUUAUGAUUUUAUUAAUGUUUUUGGAAAAAUGUACAGCAUAUCAGCAUAUUAGUAUGAUUUCUGAAGGACACUGAAGCUGAAAAUUCACAGAAAUAAAUUACAUUUUACAAUAUA